AUGCGCUCCAGGUUCGGGGCUGGCCUGCCGGCGUUCCAGAGGCAGCAGUGGGCGAAGAUGCAGAGUUGGCGCCUGCACUUCCCGCACACAGGGAAUCAGCAGGCGUGGGCGGAUGCCAUGCCGGAGAGCGUGCGGCACGUGUGCGGGCACGUGCAGGGCCCCUUGCUCGACGCCUUGCUCCGGGCUGUGCGCCACGACGACGCAACGCUCUCAGCUGACCUGCAGGGCGGCUUCCAUGCGGUCGGGGACAUCCCGCCGUCUGGGACAUGGGCGCCUCGGGUGGAAGCAGCUCCAGUUUCGUUAGCAUCGAUCUUGGAGGCGGCCCGGCGCCGCCAGGAGGAGGGCCGCAUCAACCUUGCCAGCGAGCAUCGGGCAGAGCUGCGGCACUCCGACCACGAGCAGGUGGCAAAGGGGCGGCUGGAGAUCGUCCGCGGCCGCUCCGUACCUCACAUCAUCGACAAGCUCCGGCAGAACUUCGGGGACUUCGUUGAUCUCCUCUUCUUCGGGGUGGCGCAGGGCGACAAAAUCAGAGGAUGUCAGGGGUCUCGCGCGGGCGGCGUCGCAUCCGCGACGCGCCUCAACGAGAAAAUGCACAUGAUGGGCGUCGAUGGAGUCAUGGCGCUCGCCCGGGCGGCGGCCGCGGUGCACCUGCGAGUUCCUCUUGCAUUGGCCAAGGUACAUUGGCGGGAAAUGUUCUACCAAGCCGGCCUGAGACCGGAGCGCCGCAGGUAUUUCGUCUCAUUCGUUGUGGACGUAGAGGCGCAAGAGACCGUAGCGGUCGUGCCACAACAAUGCUCUCGGCUGCCCCGCGCAGUCGCAGUCGUUGCGAGACGCUUCUUCGGCAUCCUGUGUGACCACCACGCAGACGACGUGGUCCACUGCGCCCCGGUGCAUCUCGCAGACGCGGAGGGCACCCCGCAAGACGUGCUCAUCCUCUGGGGCGCUCCAGCUGAAAAAGCACAGCGGCAUUCAGCCGAGCUCCUUGAUGCGCGGGGGUGCUGCUCACCCGGCGCCGCGUCGAAGCUGGCGGGCCGCCCCGCGUGGACGUUCUCCCGGUCGUGGGGCAAGAGCGGCGGCAUCUUCCUGCGCGUCCUGUACGACCGGGCGCACGGGGGGAGCUCCGUGACCAGUCGCAGGUUCCGCAUGUCCAUCGACGGCCUCGAGGACAUGCUCGCGAGCCCCGAGGACGUCCUUCGACGGCCGGUGCUCCGCUCGCCGCAGGCGCGGCCGCGCUGCAUCUCAGUCGGCGACGCGAGGGGCCGUGGCGAGCCCUACGGCACCGAGGCCCUCGGGGCAAUUCUGUUCGAUUGGCGCUUCCCGCGGCCUGAAUUCUUCUCCCUGCCCGUAAGCAGGGCUUUGGAGAGGUUUCUGCCAGCCGCUCGCCGGCAGCGCAUCAACGAGGCGGAAGCCCUCUGGGCGCGGCUGGCCGCGAGGACAUGGCGCACCAGCCUGCAGGACGCUGACAUCACCGUCGUCGCCGACAGCUCGGCCGCGGAGGGCGUCCUGCGCAAGGGCAUGAGCGGCUCUGCGACGCUCUGCUGCCUCAACGCGGAGGUCUGGCGCGAGGAGAACCCCGCGGACCCGCUGAGUCGCCUCGACACAUCGGCUGCUGCCUCGCUCGGCUGGCGCCGGGUAGCCUCGCCGAGCGUGCCCGCGCAGUGGCACCUCGACCCGGCGGUCUGGGGUCGGUGA
Messenger RNA from Prorocentrum cordatum, 1692 nucleotides. Lineage: Eukaryota; Dinophyceae; Prorocentrales; Prorocentraceae. The record is from the annotation of a GenBank genome assembly.